AUGGAUAACCCUGAUUUUGCCGUAGCCAUGGAUAGGUUAAAGCAGCCACAGAAGAAGAAAAACACAGGGAGGAAGAAGAUUGUGAUAAAGAAGAUUGAGAAAUCUAGCAACAAGCAAGUGACAUUCUCGAAAAGAAGAGCAGGGUUGUUCAAAAAAGCGAGUGAACUGUGCAUUCUGUGUAAUGUUAACAUAGCCAUAAUAGUGUUUUCUCCUGCUGAAAAGUUGUUCUGCUUUGGGCAUCCAGACGUGGAAGGCAUUGUUGGAAGGUACCUGAAGGGAGAGAAAGUGUUGGUAGCAUCAGAGAGAAGAGGGUCAUAUGAAGAAAGCAACAUGCAAUACGAGGAGGCAGUGAAGAAUUUGGCGUUGGAAAAGAAGAAUCUGAUAGAAACUGAAAAAAUGGUUAAGGGUUUGAGCAGAAGGUGGUGGGAGGAUCCCAUUGAUGAGACGAGUGAACGUGAGUUGGAACAGUUUAUGGUGUCGCUUUAUGAGUUGAGGAAGAAAUUAACAGAAAGGGCUGCUCAAUUGUUCAUGCUUUCAAUUCAAUGA
Vigna angularis (adzuki bean) is the source of this 546-nucleotide messenger RNA. Its product is annotated as agamous-like MADS-box protein AGL61. The transcript has a single exon. Lineage: Eukaryota; Viridiplantae; Streptophyta; Magnoliopsida; Fabales; Fabaceae. Gene Ontology annotation, biological process: regulation of transcription by RNA polymerase II. Gene Ontology annotation, molecular function: RNA polymerase II cis-regulatory region sequence-specific DNA binding; DNA-binding transcription factor activity, RNA polymerase II-specific; protein dimerization activity. Bases 1 to 546 code for a protein of 181 amino acids. The record is from RefSeq and is a predicted model, not a curated record.